Molecule: messenger RNA, 591 nt
Organism: Alnus glutinosa
Lineage: Eukaryota; Viridiplantae; Streptophyta; Magnoliopsida; Fagales; Betulaceae
Product: putative disease resistance protein RGA3
Exons: 1
Coding region: 1-591 (196 amino acids)
Biological process (GO): defense response to other organism
Molecular function (GO): ADP binding
Source: RefSeq, a predicted model, not a curated record
AUGUGUGAUUCCAAUAGUCAGCAUGGGGGAAUUGGCAAGACUACCCUCACUCAACUUGUAUACAAGGACAACAGUGUGAAGGAGCAUUUUGAUCUUCAGGCAUGGGUUUGUGUUUCGGAUGAGUUUGAUGUGUUCAAGGUAAUGAAAACAAUUCUAGAGGAAGUAAGUUCGGCUACUAUUUCUGAUAGUAAGAAUCUAAAUCUGCUUCAACUUACAUUAAAUGAGAAAUUGAAGGGGAAGAAAUUUUUACUAGUUCUAGAUGAUGUUCGGAAUGAGAAUUCUACUGAUUGGGAAAUGUUAAGCACUCCAUUUAAAGUUGGGGAACAUGGAAUUGUGGUCAUUGUAACAACACGCACCGAUGAUGUUGCAUCAAUCAUGCAUACUAUUCCUACUCAUCGUCUAAAGACGUUACUGGAAGAAGAUUGUUGGUUACUAUUUGCAAAACAUGCAUUCGGCAUUAACUCCGAUGCACAUUCAAAGCUAGAAGUAAUAGGUAGGAAAAUUGUGAAAAAGUCUAAAGGUCUACUUUUAGCGGCCAAGACAAUUAGAAGUCUCUUGCAGGCUUUGAACUUCUCGAUUUGUGGAAGGUAA